Messenger RNA from Impatiens glandulifera, 2236 nucleotides. RefSeq names its product cation/calcium exchanger 4-like. Gene Ontology annotation, biological process: monoatomic cation transport; transmembrane transport. The record is from RefSeq and is a predicted model, not a curated record. Gene Ontology annotation, molecular function: monoatomic cation transmembrane transporter activity. NCBI's taxonomy places the organism in Eukaryota, Viridiplantae, Streptophyta, Magnoliopsida, Ericales, Balsaminaceae. Gene Ontology annotation, cellular component: membrane. The transcript has a single exon. The coding region runs from base 262 to 2145 and encodes 627 amino acids.
CCAAGGUGGGGGGAGAAGGCGAUGACCCGGGAAACUUCGCGGAAGCCAAACGCUACCCGCCGAUUGCUCUGGCAAACGAAACCCAAUUGCAUGCUAUUCACUUCUUUGGCUAGCUCUUCGUCGGAUACAUAAUUCUCACUAGGUCUCGAAUGCGUUUGAUCUCAACAAAUUUGAUCUUUUGAUCUGAAUCUCAUCUUCUCCUGGCAAAUCAAACCCCACCCCCCACGGUAGAAUCUAUCUGGGUUAAGAAGGAAAAGCGAAAUGGCGGAGUUCAUCCGGGAUCAUAGGAGAAAACUCCGUCAAUAUCGUUUCUUUUUCAAUGGAUUAUCUUCCCUACUACUUCUCUUAUUCUUUUAUAACAGGGUAGACAUCUUGCGGAAUCCACUCCUCACUGGGUCGCCUUCUUCUUCUAUUACUCGAUUGAGCUGGAGAAGUGAUGUAAAUCCCACUUCAAAUCGCCGGCAAUUGGUUGAGGUUAGAGUCAAUUCGUCUGUAAUUAAUAAUAGCAUUAGUGCGACCGUAAAAGAAUCGGAGGUUUGUUCUGGAUUAUUGAAUCACUUAGGCUUUUCAAGCCGUUGUGAAUUCUUGAAAGCUUAUCCUCACUGUUCUUCAGACGGAUUCUUUGACUAUAUUAAAUUUUACUACUGUGAUUGUCAAGAGAGUGCAAUCAGUUUCGUUGUUCUAGCUGUUUGGCUAGCUGUUCUAUUUUAUCUAUUGGGUAAUACAGCAGCAGAUUAUUUCUGUUGUUCCUUAGAAAAGCUCUCAACUUUAUUAGCUCUAUCUCCAACAGUUGCUGGUGUAACCCUUCUCCCACUUGGAAAUGGUGCUCCGGAUGUAUUCGCGAGUAUUGCAGCUUUUGCUGGAAAAGACAAUGGAGAAGUCGGUCUCAAUAGUGUACUAGGUGGGGCAGUUUUCGUAACAUGCAUUGUUGUUGGUAUUGUUUCUCUAUGUGUUGCAGAUCAGGAAGUUCGUAUUGACAGAAAAUGCUUCAUUAGAGAUGUUAGUUUCUUCAUUCUAACUCUGCUGUCUCUUUCGUUAAUUCUCCUCGUUGGAAGAGUUAGUGUUUUCGCAUCCAUUGCUUUCGUUUCCAUUUAUGCUGUUUAUGCUUUUGUUGUGGCUGCAAACGAAUUGUGGAGAAACCAUGGGAAAAGAUUGACUAUGGAUGCUAUCAAUCCGUUACUUCCAGUUGGAGGGAGUUUAGGGAAUGAUUUGUUUGAUGUGGAAAAUGACAGAGAUGCACCUCAGAUCAACAAUUCGUUGCCCCAGUGGAUGUGGGCGUCGAAUGUAGCGAUAUACUCGAACCAGUUUCUGAAAGGGGACGGCGAUAAGCUUAUAUGGGGUUGGAACGACGAGAGCAUGGGAACUAACCAAGAUCGUUCUUUAACUUUGUCUAGGUUUUGCUCUCUAGUGGAGUUUCCGUUAACAAUUCCAAGACGACUUACAAUUCCAUUAGUCGAUGAGGAGAAUUGGUCAAAGCCCUAUGCUGUCUCUAGCGCAUUACUGUCCCCUGUUCUUCUUUCCUUUCUAUGGAAUUCUCAAGAUGGAACCAAUUCAUCUGUUGUUUACUUGCUUGGUGUUUUAUCCGGUUGCUUGCUUGGUUUUCUUGCGAAUCGAAACACGAGAGCAGACCACCCGCCUCAAACAUUUAUGCUCGGUUGGGUUUUGGGCGGUUUCUUCAUGAGUAUAAUCUGGUUCUACAUGAUUGCGAAUGAGCUAGUUUCGUUAUUGGUUGGAAUGGGUGUGAUUCUUGGUGUGAAUCCUUCUAUUCUAGGAUUGACUGUUUUGGCAUGGGGAAAUUCAAUGGGGGAUUUGGUAUCGAAUACUGCAUUAGCAUUGAACGGUGGGGAUGGAGUGCAGAUCGCAUUUUCUGGUUGCUACGCUGGACCCAUGUUCAACACGCUUGUUGGUUUGGGUGUCUCGAUGAUGUUAAGGGCUUGGUCUGAGAAACCGAGUUCUUAUGUUGUACCGAAAGAUGGGAGUUUGUUAUACACGAUGGGAUUUCUGUUGUGUGGACUUGUUUGGGCGGUUGUGGUUCUUCCUAGAAAUGAGAUGCGGCCUACUAGGAUGUUUGGAAUUGGACUUAUUGUACUCUAUUUGAUGUUUCUAUUGGUUAGAAUCAGCAGUAGCGCGGUCGGGCUAGUAUAAUUGUUUUUUGGAACAUGCUCACACUUGUAAAAAAAAGUUUCAGUUUUGGUUCUCUUCUGUAAUGAAAAUUGUUGGAUCUGCGUACUUUUCA